Molecule: messenger RNA, 1548 nt
Organism: Myiozetetes cayanensis
Lineage: Eukaryota; Metazoa; Chordata; Aves; Passeriformes; Tyrannidae
Product: C-X-C chemokine receptor type 2-like
Exons: 2
Coding region: 179-1255 (358 amino acids)
Biological process (GO): G protein-coupled receptor signaling pathway; immune response; neutrophil chemotaxis
Cellular component (GO): membrane
Molecular function (GO): C-X-C chemokine receptor activity
Source: RefSeq, a predicted model, not a curated record
CUCCAGCUGGCGGGACCCCCGGGCCGGGUGCUGCGCCACAUCCCACCACACUUUUUUCUGGAGCCCUUUGGGGGUCACAUCUGGAUUUGAACCAGUGCCUGUGUGCUUCCCUGUGAGAAAAAGCUUGGGAUCAGAAGAGCCCAGAUUUGAGGGGACAGCGACAGCAGCGAGUAGAAAAAUGGAGUCCUUGUCCUUCAACGGGGAUUUCUCCAGCUUAUUCUCCCUCUACAACUACACCUAUGACUACAGCACAGCCCUGCCCGACACCGCUAUCUCCUCUGCCCCGUGCCGGCCCGAUAGCUCCGUCCUCAACAAGUACCUAGUGGUGGUGAUCUACUGCCUCGUCUUCAUCCUCAGUGUAGUGGGGAAUGGGCUGGUGGUGCUGGUGGUGACCUCCAGCCACACCAGCCGCUCUGUCACCGACAUCUACCUGCUCAACCUGGCCGUGGCAGACUUGCUCUUUGCUUUCACCCUGCCCCUCUGGGCCACCUACCGAGCCCACGAGUGGGUCUUUGGCACCGUGAUGUGCAAAGCCAUCUCCGUGCUGCAGGAAGCCAACUUCUACAGUGGCAUCCUGCUGCUGGCGUGCAUCAGCGUGGACCGCUACCUGGCCAUUGUCUACGCCACCCGGGCUGCCACUGAGAAGAGGCACUGGGUGAAGUUUGUCUGCUUGGGCAUCUGGGUCUUCUCUGUGCUGCUCUCCCUGCCUGUGCUGCUCUUCCGUGAGGCUUUCACCUCACCCAGCAAUGGCACCGUGUGCUACGAGCGCAUUGGUGGCGAGGACACGGCCAAGUGGCGGGUGGUGCUGCGGGUGCUGCCGCAGACCUUCGGCUUUGCCUUGCCCCUCCUGGUGAUGCUCUUCUGCUAUGGCGUCACCAUCCACACCCUCCUGCAGACCAAGAAUGCUCAGAAGCAGCGGGCCAUGAAGGUCAUCUUUGCCGUGGUGCUUGUCUUCCUCAUCUGCUGGCUGCCCUACAAUAUCACACUGGUGAGUGACACCCUCAUGAGGACACGGGCUAUCACCGAGACCUGCGAGAGGAGGAACCGCAUCGACACAGCCCUCUCUGUCACGCAGGUCCUGGGCUUUGCCCACAGCUGCAUCAACCCCAUCAUCUACGCCUUCAUUGGUCAGAAGUUUCGCAACAGCUUCCUUAAGAUCCUAGCACAGCGUGGGCUGAUCAGCAAGGAUGCUGUUGCCCGUUACGGCCGUGCCUCCUAUGCCUCCACCUCUGGCAACACAUCCACCACCCUUUGAGCCCUUCUGGUACCCAGUCCUUGUGGCUCCCUGCAGGUCCCAGCACCCCACACACCUCAGCAUCCUUAUUGAGCCCCAUGGAAUGUGGGUAGUGAUACUAUGGGGAUGGGCAGGGCCACCACUGGAUGCUGGACCCCAGCUGCAAGGGGACUUGGGUGGCAAGGUGGUAGGAUCCCAUUGCCAGAGGAGUGAUGCCAAGUGCUGCCCACCCUUCUCUCUCUUUGGGAUGAAGCCUGUGACUCUAGGGAUUUUGAGAGCCUACUGUAGUGUUUGUGGCCAUCGGCCAUACAGCA